AUGGGUGUAAUUACCACAACGUUUGUGGUCUGUGAGUCUGUACAACAGCCUGUGUGUGAAAAUGGAUUUCCACCAGUGAAAGUCUAUGAUGAAUCAGGUUGCUGCUAUCGCUACGAAUGUCAAUGUAUAUGCUAUGGAUGGGGAGACCCUCAUUACGUCACAUUUGAUGGGCAAUAUUACAGUUUCCAGGAAAACUGCACCUACGUUUUGAUUAAAGAAAUAGUUCCUCGAUAUAACUUCAGUGUCAACAUCGACAACUACAACUGCGAUCCGUCUAGACACGUGACCUGCCCUCAGUCUCUGAUUGUCCAUUACAAGUCCUAUACAAUCGUUCUUACUCCGAAGAGAUCAACUACGACAAAAAAUGUGGUGUACAUCAAUGGAAAUCAGAUCUUCCCGACCUUUUCUAAUGAAGACCUCAUGAUCACCAGCACUGGGAUAGAGUUACUGUUGACUAUCCCUGCCAUUAAAGCACAAGUGAUGUUUAAGUCCCUUAUGUUCAGUGUAACCCUGCCAAACUCCCUAUUCUUCAACAACACAGAGGGACAGUGUGGCACCUGUGACAAUAUCAGGAAGAACGAUUGCAGAUUACCGAAUGGACAGAUUGAUCCAUCAUGUCCUGGGAUGGCUCAUCAAUGGCAGAUUCCUGAUGAUAACAAAACCUACUGUAAACCGAACAGACCGAUCCCACCUAGCACACCCACCCCUACGCCUCCAACCUGCCCGUCAGGAAAGACAGCAAUCUGUGACAUCAUACUUAGCCCGGUCUUUGAACAAUGCCAUGAUGUUAUCCCACCACAACACUUCUUCAAGGCCUGUAAGUUCGAUGUCUGCCACAUGCCAAAUAUCACAAUCGGCUGCUCCAGCCUGGAAACCUACGCUGUGAUGUGUGCAGGAGCUGGAGUCUGUAUCAACUGGAGGAACUCAACUAAUGGAAAAUGUGAACUGAUCUGCCCUAAAACCAAAGUGUAUAAGGCAUGUGGCCAUACUAUCCAGCCAACAUGCAAUUCAAGAUACAAUGACAAAUAUGUGCAUUCAUGUGAGGGAGAACAAAACAGCCGUGACAUUGUAUGUGACAAAUUCAUGGAGGGCUGCUUCUGCCCCGAGGGUACCAUCUUGUUCAACACGUUAUCUGACACCUGUGUUCGUGACUGUGGAUGCACUGGACCUGAUGGGAAUCCCAAACAGUUUGGUGAGACUUGGAACAGUAACUGCCAGAAGUGCGAGUGUAAUGCUGACACACUGAGUGUCCGGUGUGAACCAGUGAAAUGUCCGCACCAAGAAGUUGCUACCUGUAAGAAGUACGGUGAGGUGUUGGUCAACAAGACAGUGGACUGCUGUCAAAUAAAUACAUGUGUGCCCAAACCUGUCUGUGUCCACAAUAAUACUGAAUUCACGCUUGGUGAAAUUGUUCCCAGCGGCAUCUGUGAGGAGUGCAAGUGUGGCCCUAAAAAGGAUCCAGUCUCCAAGCUAUAUGUUGUUGAGUGUGUCCAAAUCAACUGUUCCACCACCUGCCAAACGGGUUAUGAGUAUGGAGUCGUACCUGGGGAAUGCUGUGGAACAUGUGUCCAGAAGGACUGUGUUGUAGCUCUACCAAACGCCACAUCUCACAUCAUUCAGCUUGGGAAGUUUUGGUCGCCCCUAGUGACCGCUGUGUGA
Messenger RNA from Coregonus clupeaformis (lake whitefish), 1659 nucleotides. RefSeq names its product intestinal mucin-like protein. NCBI's taxonomy places the organism in Eukaryota, Metazoa, Chordata, Actinopteri, Salmoniformes, Salmonidae. The coding region runs from base 1 to 1659 and encodes 552 amino acids. The record is from RefSeq and is a predicted model, not a curated record. Gene Ontology annotation, cellular component: extracellular matrix. Gene Ontology annotation, molecular function: protein binding. The transcript has 14 exons.